AUACAACUCUCAUACCCGGACAAUACAAUUUACUCAUCAGCACAACACCAGCAACCCAGCAUUCGGCAGAAGUGUGAUUCGUGAUUUGUGAUUCACAAUCAACCCAACCUUUCACCGCUUACGCUACUAAGCUAUUACCUAGUACUUAGCCACUUAGGCAGUCAGUCUUGAUACUUAGUCUGUCCAUCAACCCAACCUACUCUGUACAACUCCAAUACCCUUUCCCCUCUAUCCAUCCAUCCAUCCAUCCAUCCUCCAUCACAACAUCAAGACAACCUCCUCUCGCCAACCAUCUACACAUACACAACAACUCUACGCUUUUUACCAACGAAACAUUUAAUAGCUCAUUUCACGAUGCGAUCCAAGUUUAAGGACGAGCAUCCCUUCGAGAAGCGCAAGGCUGAAGCAGAACGCAUCGUAAGUCGCAUUCCAGUCCCUCAACAUGCACCUCCUCUUCCCCACCAUCCCGAUCGCAUCUCCAAAACCCUCAUUACGAAUCAUUUCAAUCAACUAACUUAUAUCCCCAGCGCCAAAAAUACUCCGACCGUAUCCCCGUAAUCUGCGAGAAGGUUGAGAAAUCGGAUAUUGCCACUAUCGACAAGAAGAAGUAUCUCGUUCCCAGCGAUCUCACCGUCGGCCAAUUUGUCUAUGUCAUCCGCAAACGUAUCAAGCUUUCUCCCGAAAAGGCAAUCUUCAUUUUCGUCGAUGAGGUCUUACCGCCUACUGCCGCUUUGAUGAGCUCCAUCUACGAGGAACACAAAGAUGAGGAUGGGUAUGUCUUCCACUAUCUGCUUUUCAUAACGUCAUACCGCCCUAUCAUCACCGUUAUCGUGGUUAUCGCGAUCGGAUCAAUUUCCAACCCAACGCCAUCUAUCCACGAACAGAAACAAAGAAAACCCAAAAGAGGCCAGCCAUGAUCUAAAUGCUAACAUCAUCAUCAAAUAGAUUCCUAUACAUCUCCUACUCGGGCGAAAACACCUUCGGUGAAGCCUUAGAAGAAGCCAACUAAUUCCCUCCUCCGCGUGAACCACUUCAGUAUAACACAACAUCAUUCAGGCGUUUAUAAGGCGAGGCGGAUGAUGGAUAGGCAGGGCAGUGUGACUCUACAUUACAACCUAAGGCAGUUUUUCUUUCCUCACCAUCGACCUCUUCCAUGUUUCCCCUUUCCGAAAUCUUUACAGUGUAUCAACCAACCAGCUCUCAUCUGCCUUCAAUUAUCCUAAGCGACGUCUCCUUACGGUAAUGCAGCGAAGGGACCAGCAAGAAAGCAAGGAAGGAUGAUUAUUCUGUACAUGGGGCCGUUAUCUGUGUCGCUUGCGAGUGGGAACUUGGGGAUUCGACGUUGUGAAUUAUUCAUAGGGGUUGUUUCUUUUCCUUGUUUCGUCCUAUUAGGGGGUGGGGUUUCUUGGGAAUAGGUGCAAUAUGAUACGAUGCUUUCUGCCAACACAUGCAUG
Molecule: messenger RNA, 1454 nt
Organism: Sclerotinia trifoliorum
Lineage: Eukaryota; Fungi; Ascomycota; Leotiomycetes; Helotiales; Sclerotiniaceae
Source: the annotation of a GenBank genome assembly